Messenger RNA from Soboliphyme baturini, 2085 nucleotides. Lineage: Eukaryota; Metazoa; Nematoda; Enoplea; Dioctophymatida; Soboliphymatidae. The record is from the annotation of a GenBank genome assembly.
AUGAUCAAAGGUGUCAUACAUCACUUGCCACCCUCCGUCAUCGAGCUCAUCUCGGCCGGAGAAGUCAUUCAUCGACCAGCGAAUGCUGUUAAGGAGUUGAUAGAGAACAGUAUCGACUCUGGAGCGACGAAUAUUUCGGUAGUGAUAAAGGGAGGAGGGCUGCAGCUUAUUCAAGUGAAGGAUAAUGGUUGCGGAAUUCCGCUCGAAUCACUGGAUAUUGUGUGCGAGCGCCAUACCACAAGUAAGCUGACUGCAUUCGAAGAUUUGAAAGCGAUUAAGACAUUGGGAUUUCGCGGUGAAGCCUUGGCGUCUAUUAGCUACAUUUCUUUCAGUGAAGCGUUCUCAUUCCCAAACGCAUAUUUUUUUCGUAUUUUAGAAGGAACACUGGUUGAGAAACCGAAAGCAAUAGCUGCUAAUGUAGGAACUCAGAUUACCGUGGAAAAUUUAUUUUAUAACGCUCCAUUGCGAAGUGCUACGAUUAGAAACGCGACCGAAGAGUGUAAUCGAAUCCGUGAUAUUGUGACCAAAUACGCCGUGCAUUUUCCAAAACUGGCGUUUCUGAUGAAGAGAUACGAUGGGAGUGGUGUGGAUUUGCGUACCGAAGGAAAUACAUCGACUUGUUUAAGCAACAUUCGCUUGUUGUACGGAGUGGAGGUUGCGAGAGAGUUGAAAGAGUUUGAUUUUGAGGAUACCAGAUACGGUUUUAAAGCUUAUGGUUUGCUGUCGAACCCGACCUUUUCAUACAAGAAGCUUGAGUUCAUCUUAUUCAUCAAUGAUCGUCUCGUUGACUGCCUUUCCAUUAAGAAAAUCGUCGAGUGGACAUAUGAAAAGUUUGCUUCCAGACGAAUUCACCCGUUUGUUUAUUUGAGAAUCGACGUGCUACCUAGUCAGAUCGAUGUGAACGUUCAUCCCACCAAACAAGAAGUAUCGUUUCUCUAUGAAAGCGACAUUGUGGCCUGCAUUCAGAAAACUAUAGAGGAUACGUUCGUCAGUUUUGGUGGAUCGAGAACAUUUUUUACAUCGGUUGUUCAUCCGGAGGGAAACAAAAGCUUGUCUGGCAUCAAGAAACAAACCUCAACGGACGAAUUAUCACAAGUACUUGUCAGCAAGUCUCAGAAUCCUUGUAAAAAAAUUAGAACCGAUGAGCGUGAGCGAAAACUGAGUGAGUUUUUUGACAGACCGCAUCUGCCAGAAAGUCAGAUAUCUCUUAACUUUCCCCAAUCACAGAAAACUCUUUCUCCGUCCCAGACAAUACAGGAAGAAAAUCUUGAGAAGUCCGCAAUGGAUACAAAUAUCAUGUUCUUGCAGUCCUGCCGUAAACACUUCACGAAACCAGAUUGGCGCAAGAUUCAGCUAUCGUCCGUCCUGGAGCUACAGCAGGAAAUUUGUGGGCGUGUGUCAGCUCAUCUGCGAUCUAUUUUCCGAGGCAUGAAAUUCGUUGGAUGCGUAGAUCCACGUUAUACGUUGUUUCAGUACGACACUGGUCUUUACAUGAUCAAUAUUGAGAAGAUUAGCGAGGAGCUCUUUUAUCAGGUACUCAUCUUCGGUUUUGGUAAUUUCAACGUGUACCAGUUGUCUGAACCGUGUUCCAUCGCUGAACUUGUCGCUCUUGGCUUCAAGGUUCGUGACCCGUUGAGUAACGUCACAGCGGAUAGUCAACAGGUAGUGGACAUAAGCAAUUUUCUGAUGAAGAAAUCAGAGAUGUUGUGGGACUACUUCUCGCUACAGCUGAAAGAUGGUAAAUUACUGGCCCUACCUAACCUAUUGGACAAUUACGUGGUGCAGUUGGAAGGGUUAGCUGAGUUCAUCUUGCAGCUAGCUUCAGACGUCAACUGGACAAUGGAAAAGGCCUGUUUCGAAAGUUUCUGUCGGGUGGCAAGCAAAUUUUUUGCUUUCAAGAAGCGUUUCUGCGAUGGAGAUCAUGUCGGCGAUGACCUUACCGUCCAUUGGUCAUGGGUCAUUGAAAAUGUCAUUUGCAAAGCUGCCAAACAUCGACUCCUGCCCCCUGAUGACUGGGUGCGACAGCAAGUCGUUAUUAAGUUAGCCGAUCUCGAGACUUUGUACAAGGUUUUUGAACGGUGCUGA